CUGCGAAGAUAAUUGUCUUACACAAUAUUGUAUAGAGAAGCAAUCAUGUUGUGAGCAGCUAGCGGGAUGGUUUUGCCUUUUAUUCUGUCCUACGGAGAAUGCAAAAAGAAAUGUUUUCUUUCAAUUUUUGGAUGCUGAGAUUGAUGGGAUUAUGCCAGGCAUCACCUCAGUUUCUUCUUCUUUAGUAGUCCCCUUGGACAUACCUCUGCUAGAAUGUAAUUUGCUUGCAAGUGGCAGAGGGCUCUGUGCAAUCUCUUAUUGCUGAGACUGUUCCAGGGGCGUGCGGCGAUAUAGAAAGUUCUCUUCCUCAGGACGCCUUUGGGUUUUGUUCUGUUUUUGUUUGUGAAGAAGAAGCAAUUGAUUCUUUUUCCACAGGGAUGGACAUGGCUUCCGGAUUGGUAGUAGUUUCAUUGCGUAAAGCAGGCAGUGGGAGAUCACCUGAGACUCUGAGGGAUUAAUGAACAAGAUGACCAUGUAGAAAGUCACAACCUGAGACAUCCAGAAUGGGAAACUAUAUAUGGAGCGGAGCUGGUCUGCAGCCUUGAAAGUGGGAAUCUUCUGGACUUUAACUGGGCUUUUGGUACUCCUGGAUGGUAUUAUUAUUAUUAUUUUUUGUAACCAGAGGAAUUCUUCAUUAUAUUUCCUUUACAGACAAUCAACUGGAUUUCUUCUUCCCUUUUUCAAACAGAGCCCUUGAUUUGUUAUAUACCACUGAUCACUUAAGAAGCGUUUUGUUUUGUUUUUUUAACAAAUUCACCUAAAGCGACAAGCAAUACUAGCCACGAUGGGGGACAUGACAAAUAGCGAUUUUUACAUAAAGAACCAAAGAAAUGAGGCCAACCAUGCGGGAGAGUUUGGCUGCUCUCUGGAAGAUCUGCGCUCCCUUAUGGAGCUGCGAGGCACGGAGGCUGUAGUCAAAAUCCAAGAGGACUAUGGGGACACUGAGGGGCUCUGCAAGCGCUUGAAAACAUCGCCAACAGAAGGCUUGCCAGGAAUUGAAACAGACCUAGACAAAAGAAAAGUAAUCUAUGGGCAAAACUUUAUACCUCCAAAGAAGCCAAAAACGUUCUUACAGUUAGUCUGGGAAGCACUACAAGAUGUGACUCUUAUUAUCUUAGAAAUUGCAGCCAUUAUUUCCUUGGGACUCUCAUUUUAUCAGCCUCCUGGGGAGGGGAAUGAAGCAUGUGGGGAAGUUUCAGCUGGAGCCGAGGACGAAGGAGAGUCAGAAGCUGGCUGGAUCGAAGGCGCUGCGAUUUUACUCUCUGUUGUCUGUGUUGUACUUGUUACUGCCUUUAAUGACUGGAGCAAGGAGAAGCAGUUUAGAGGUUUACAAAGCCGCAUUGAGCAGGAACAAAAAUUCACUAUUGUUCGAGGUGGACAAGUUGUCCAGAUUCCUGUAGCGGAAAUUGUUGUUGGUGACAUUGCACAGAUCAAAUACGGUGACCUGCUUCCAGCUGAUGGAAUUUUGAUACAGGGGAAUGAUCUGAAGAUAGAUGAAAGUUCUUUAACUGGAGAAUCAGACCAUGUACGAAAAUCAGCCGACAAAGAUCCCAUGCUUCUUUCAGGUACCCAUGUCAUGGAAGGAUCAGGGAGAAUGUUGGUCACAGCUGUGGGAGUUAAUUCUCAGACCGGGAUCAUCUUCACCCUGCUUGGGGCUGGUGGUGAGGAGGAAGAGAAAAAGGAGAAGAAAGGUGAGAGAGUGGAAGAUGGAGAGCAGCUACCAGAUUGCUCCCAUCCCUCUUCCCACCCCAUCUCAACAAUAGCUACAGAUGGUGCUGCUGGUGCAAAUGCCUCUGGUAAUACCAACUUAGUCAAUGGUAAAAUACAGGAUGGAAAUAUGGAGAACAACCAGAGCAAAGCUAAGAAGCAGGAUGGCGCAGCAGCUAUGGAAAUGCAACCUUUAAAGAGUGCCGAAGGUGGAGAUGCUGAUGACAAGGAAAAGAAAAAAGCCAGCAUGCCCAAGAAAGAGAAAUCUGUCCUUCAGGGCAAAUUGACUAAGUUAGCAGUACAGAUUGGGAAAGCAGGUCUGGUGAUGUCAGCUAUAACGGUCAUCAUUCUAGUGCUGUACUUUGCCAUCGAGAACUUUGUAAUGCAGAAGAGACAGUGGCUGCCUGAAUGUACUCCAGUAUACAUCCAGUACUUUGUCAAGUUUUUCAUCAUUGGGGUCACAGUCCUAGUAGUUGCUGUCCCUGAAGGUCUUCCUUUGGCUGUCACAAUCUCACUGGCCUACUCUGUGAAGAAAAUGAUGAAGGAUAACAACUUGGUGCGACACUUGGACGCGUGUGAGACGAUGGGUAACGCGACAGCAAUCUGCUCUGACAAGACGGGGACUCUCACGACGAAUAGGAUGACCGUUGUCCAAGCCUACAUUGGAGAUGUCCACUACAAAGAAGUCCCAGACCCUGAUUCCCUGCCUUCUAAAACAUUGGAUAUUCUAGUCAAUGCCAUUGCUAUCAACAGCGCUUACACCACUAAGAUCCUGCCUCCUGACAAAGAGGGUGGUCUUCCCAAGCAAGUAGGAAACAAGACAGAAUGUGGGUUACUUGGGUUUGUUUUGGACCUGAACCGGGAUUAUCAACCCAUUCGCAAUCAGAUCCCUGAAGAGAAACUUUACAAGGUCUACACCUUCAACUCUGUAAGGAAGUCCAUGAGCACAGUAACUAAACUUCCAGAUGGGAGCUUCAGAAUGUACAGCAAAGGAGCUUCUGAGAUCGUUCUUAAGAAGUGCUCCCGCAUCCUAAAUGCAGCUGGAGAGCCACGUAUCUUCAAACCUCGGGAUAGAGAUGAAAUGGUCAAGAAGGUGAUCGAACCCAUGGCUUGCGACGGACUAAGAACGAUCUGCAUUGCUUAUCGUGACUUUCCGGGAAACCCUGAACCUGAGUGGGAUAAUGAAAAUGAGAUUGUGGCAGAUCUGACUGGAAUUUGUGUUGUUGGCAUAGAAGAUCCAGUAAGGCCUGAGGUCCCUGAAGCCAUCAGAAAGUGUCAGCGGGCAGGCAUCACUGUCCGUAUGGUCACUGGCGAUAAUAUCAACACUGCCCGGGCCAUUGCCAUUAAAUGUGGAAUUAUUCAUCCAGGGGAAGACUUUUUAUGCAUAGAAGGGAAGGAGUUCAACAGAAGGAUUCGGAAUGAAAAGGGGGAGAUUGAACAAGAACGAAUUGAUAAGAUCUGGCCUAAACUGCGAGUGCUUGCAAGAUCCUCCCCAACUGACAAACACACCUUAGUUAAAGGUAUCAUUGACAGCACACAGGUUGACCAGAGGCAAGUUGUUGCUGUAACUGGUGAUGGGACUAACGAUGGACCUGCCUUAAAGAAAGCAGAUGUCGGCUUUGCUAUGGGAAUUGCUGGUACAGAUGUGGCCAAAGAAGCCUCAGACAUCAUUCUGACUGAUGAUAACUUUUCAAGCAUCGUGAAAGCUGUGAUGUGGGGCCGCAAUGUGUAUGACAGCAUCUCAAAGUUCCUGCAGUUCCAGCUGACAGUGAACGUGGUGGCGGUGAUUGUUGCUUUCACUGGAGCUUGUAUAACCCAAGAUUCCCCACUGAAGGCUGUUCAGAUGCUGUGGGUCAACCUGAUCAUGGACACCUUUGCCUCUUUGGCUCUGGCUACAGAACCACCAACAGAGUCCCUUCUGAUGAGGAAACCCUAUGGAAGAAACAAACCACUCAUUUCACGCACAAUGAUGAAAAACAUUCUUGGUCAUGGUGUUUACCAGCUAACCAUCAUUUUUACUCUUCUGUUUGUAGGUGAAAGACUUUUUAACAUCGACAGUGGAAGGAACGCACCUCUCCACUCCCCUCCAUCAGAGCACUACACGAUUAUCUUCAAUACUUUUGUUAUGAUGCAGCUCUUCAAUGAGAUAAAUGCCCGUAAAAUCCACGGAGAAAGAAAUGUCUUUGAUGGUAUCUUCAGGAACCCAAUCUUCUGCUCUAUUGUAGUGGGGACAUUUGCUAUUCAGAUAAUCAUCGUGCAGUUUGGGGGUAAGCCUUUCAGCUGUUCCCCUCUAGACAUUGACAAGUGGAUGUGGUGUGUAUUUCUUGGAAUGGGCGAACUGAUAUGGGGACAGGUCAUUUCAACAAUUCCAACAAGCAGGCUGAAGUUCCUGAAAGAGGCCGGCCAGCUUACCCAGAAGGAUGAGAUGCCAGAAGAAGAAAUGAAUGAAGAUACUGAGGAAAUUGACCAUGCGGAGAGAGAACUGAGACGUGGGCAGAUCCUGUGGUUCCGUGGACUCAACAGGAUCCAGACUCAGAUACGCGUCGUGAAGGCGUUCCGUAGCUCUCUCUACGAAGGGCUGGAGAAGCCUGAAUCACGAACCUCCAUUCACAACUUCAUGACUCACCCAGAGUUUAGGAUAGAAGACUCUCAGCCCCACAUCCCUCUUAUUGAUGAUACUGACAUAGAAGAAGAUGCAGCGCUCAAGCAGAAUUCCAGUCAGCCCUCAUCACCCAAUAAGAACAACAAUGCAAUCGAUAGUGGCAUUAAUCUUACCACUGACACAAGUAAAUCAGCUACCUCGUCAAGUCCAGGAAGCCCGUUACACAGCCUGGAGACUUCCCUUUAGCUGAACAUAUCUUUGCAAAAAAAACACAGAAAAACAUGUCAAGAAAUGCAACAACAGAAGCAAACAAGAACAGUGAAAUACGAAUGAACUGCUGGCUUAAAAACUGUUCUCGAUGUGCUAGUUUUUGCUGCGUGCAGAAAAUAGGGCGCUCCUUCUGGAGUGAUGAGAGAGAGCAUAAUCCCACCCACUCACCCUUCCAAUAAUGACAGUUAACAAAAUAAAGCGCUCCUGCAUGAAUGUACAUGACCCUUUUUUAAAUUAAUUUUGUUUUUAUUUCUUUUUUUUUUCCUGUGGGGACUGCUGUGGACUUUCAAUUUAAGACAGCUUACCCCGUUCACUGGUCUGUGACUUUUUGAAGUGAUUGUGUGGCAUGGACUUAAUUGUAUAGAUUUAUUUAAUUAAAAAAGUGUAUUGAAGUUGCAGGGCUCAACUUGCACAGUAGAUUUGCACCAAUUGGAAAAAAGAAACUUAUAAAUAAUAGCAUUUAUUAAACAUAUAUAUAUACAAUUUUCUUCUUUGUUUAAUGGCAUGUUGCCUUGUUUCUGCUUAAAUGGCUCUUAAUACUUUAACUUAUUUAUGUCCUAAAGAGAAUGUAAUUUGUUUACAAAACCUGUAGAUACUUCCUUGUUUAUUUGUAGGUUUCAAACCAUUCUGCAGAUGUAGUUUGAGCAGCUCAAGUUGUUGAAUACUUCUGUAAUAUUGGACUCUAGGUGUUUUAUUACAAACUGUGUACUGAAUUUGCCUGCUAUUUUGUUAAAUAUUGUAGAUAUUUUUAGAAGAUAACAAAAGAAGCCAAAAUAUAUUGGAAUAUAUUAUUUAAUGUGGCAUUUUAGUAUUACAUGAUUGUGGGGAACAAAACUGAAAGGCUUCCUCUGUUUCCAAAUACAAAUCUUAAGAUAUAGGUUCAUUUUUUUCUUUGCUUUGUUUGCUUUUUUAUUAAAAUGCUUGAAAUUCAUUUUUGGUCAGUCUCCAAACUGAGAGGGCCAUUCUGGACUGAUUUUAAUGAACUGUCUGCUAUAUAAACAACUGCUUGUUUAACGGAAAUGUUUUAAAUUACUUGUGACCAUCAAAGGUUGUGAUGGGUUUAUAAUAUUAGAAACAAUUGCAAAAUAAGUUAUAUUUGGCAUUAUCUGUAUGAAAAAUCAAAGGUUGUGUUGAAAUUUUGUGAUAUAUUGUGUUGAUUUUAUUUCUUUCUUUUUCGUUUAGUAGUUUAGGGUUUUUCUUAAAAAGACACAAAAUCACAGCUUUAGGGCUGUUGGCAUUUUGAACAACUUAAAAAACACUAUGGAUUGUUGAUUUUGACUUUUUUAAAAUGAUCAUUUUCUGCACUAUCUGGAUCUGAAUGAAACUUUCUGUGGUGUAUAUUUCCGGUAGAUGUGCUUUUGUGUGAUUCUAACCAAGCUUGUCUUCCUGCAGUCACUAAAUAUACUAUAGCAUCUCAACAGUAUUCAGUAGUUGUUAACUAUUUAUUGUGCUUUCUAAAGGUAAGGCAGUUUGAAGAGAUAUCAUGGAGGAUAGAUUAAUAAAUGCAUCAAGAUGUUAACAGCCCUUGUAUUAUUAUUAUUAUUAUUAUUAUUAUUAUUAUUAUUAUUAUUAUUAUUAUUAUUAUUAUUAUAUAUUGGGGCUUACAUGGAAGCACGAAGCCGUCCUUAUAUUGGAAAAAUACAGGUUAAAUCCUAUUUUCUAUACUGUAUGGAUUUGAAUUAGUUGGCCUGCAUUUGUUUUUCUGUAAAUCUAAGCAGCUUCUGACCCUACUAAAGGGUGGAAAGGCUUUAACUGUUGGCUCAGGCAUUUGUGAAUGACUUUAUUGAAGGGACCAUGAUUUAAAAUAUGUUCAAACAAUCAUAAAAAUGGUCUUUUCUGUAACUUCUUGUUAAAUUGUUUUUUUUUACAUGUUCAAAGAAAAAAAUCAGACAACUCCUAAAAAAACAUUUGUACAUUAAUCAAAAUCGGGGUUUAAAACAAUUAAUGGUAUUAAAUCAUACAUUCUUUGUAAAUAGCAAACUAACUUACUUCAUCUGAGAUGCACAUACAGUAAGUGUAGGAUUCUGUUAGCAAGGACUGUACAAUGUACACUUUAUGUGACACAACAUUUGUUUUCAAGUCUGAUUAGCUAUUAAGUUACAAGUACAGGUCAAGUAUUCUGAACUGGAACAAAGUUUUUAACUUUGUUGCUUUAAAUUUCUGAUGCUGUUGUUUGCAAAUGGUACUAUAUAUGAUGAAUUUAUUUAAACAAAACACUGCAAUACUUAAAAUGCUUCUACAUACUGUCCUUAGCAGCAUGAAUUUUGUGGAACAAGAAAAAAAGCCAGUGGUAUAUUUGGCAGUCAAGCCAUUUAUGGGUAAAUGAUAUGUGUUCAUCAAUCUUGUUUUUAUGAUUUUUUUAUCUAGACAAUAAUUGUAAAUAAAGAACUCUGUGUCUCUGUUCAUUUAAUACUAUGCAAAAAGGUCAUGCUUUCUGAUUGUUAUCUCCUCUUUGCCCCUGAUCCCCUGUCCCUAGAGUGUGUUGCUGGAAUGUUUGUGGUUUCAAAAGUCAGUAACCAAUGUGAUGUACAUUAUUUUAUAGUUUGAAGAAAGUUAUGAACUGUGACUCUUGUUGCUUACUGUCUAUAACACAAUUCCUGGCAGAAGCACAAGUGGAACAAAAGAAAAAGCAGAGCAUUAAAUAAAUUUCCAGAGCAGCAUGAAA
This is a messenger RNA of Lepisosteus oculatus (spotted gar), 7244 nucleotides long. RefSeq names its product ATPase plasma membrane Ca2+ transporting 2 (gene atp2b2). Gene Ontology annotation, cellular component: intracellular membrane-bounded organelle; plasma membrane; postsynaptic density membrane. Gene Ontology annotation, biological process: regulation of cytosolic calcium ion concentration; calcium ion transmembrane transport. Gene Ontology annotation, molecular function: ATP hydrolysis activity; P-type calcium transporter activity; PDZ domain binding. Lineage: Eukaryota; Metazoa; Chordata; Actinopteri; Semionotiformes; Lepisosteidae. The record is from RefSeq and is a predicted model, not a curated record.